AUGGCGAACGAGGAAGCGAAACUCGAUACAAAACUCACUCAGUUGAGAUUGACGGCGCAAAGAACCGGGAAAAUACUUGAUGCUGGAAAACGAGAAACGAUCGAACGGCAUUUAAAGGCGCUCCAAACAACAAUAAGCGAAACAGAUCAGUGCAAAC
Messenger RNA from Paramuricea clavata, 157 nucleotides. The record is from the annotation of a GenBank genome assembly. NCBI's taxonomy places the organism in Eukaryota, Metazoa, Cnidaria, Anthozoa, Malacalcyonacea, Plexauridae.